CGUUAGGAGUACAAUCCUCCUCAAUCAACGGCGGCGGAUAAGAGCUUUUGGAGAACUCACCUGGCCACUACUACUUCCCCGUCUACGACGAUGAUCGUGCAAGACCAAAGAAGACUCUCGUUCUAGCUCCAAUCAACUUCUAAGAAACAGAGUCUCUUCAUUCUCUGUUUCCUUAAUUCUCAAAAAGUAAGUAACAUGAACACUGCGAUUCACAACGGAUGGAGAGCUUCCGUAGCUUCAGAAUCUCCAAGAAAGAUCCUUCCUUUGCGUAGAUCCUACCUUAACGCAAUCCCCAGGGAGAGGAUCCAUUUGGGUAGUCAUGUUCGUAGAGCAAUUGUAAUUUCGAGUUCAAAGAAAGCCAAUCUCACUGCUUCGAGGAAGCAGAGAAUCAAUCUACAGAGUAAUAGAGAAAAGGAGCUCACUUUCAGUGAGUUCUUGAAACACCCUUCUGGCAUGGAGGCUGUGAUCAACGCCAAAGCUUUGCAGAGUUAUCAGUUAGUCGAUGGUGAUGACAAUACUUACAGAUGUACAUUGCCAACAAUUCAGUUAAUGAGCUUUGAAGUUUCUCCAGUACUGGUUUUGAGGGUUAUUCCCACACAGGAAGAUUGUACAGUCGAGCUGCUUUCCUGCAAGUUGGAGGGGUCAGAGUUAUUGGAGAACCAAAGUGAAAUGUUUUCAGCGAUUAUGACAAAUUGCAUGACCUGGAACAUGGAAGAUCCAGAGCCGUUUUUGGAGGUUGAUGUGAGCUUGAAAGUCACUCUAGAGAUCUCAACACGACCAUUCACUAUGCUUCCAGUAUCAGCUGUUGAGGCUCCUGGGAAUCUAGUGAUGCAGACACUUGUAGAUACAUUAGUGCCCCUUCUGCUUCAGCAAUUACUCAAAGAUUAUGACGAAUGGAUUCAAAAGCAGCAACAAAAAUUCUUAAACUAGGCUUGUGUACCAAUGUUGUAAACACAGCUUCUUGAUCUACUUAUUUACCAAUGUUGUCAAAUGGAAGUUAUGGGAUUAGUUCUGUUUUAGCCGUUUGAGACGAUAUACAUAUGUGUAAAUGGCUAUGUAUUAAUAGUGCAGAGGUAAAGCUAUUACUGAUGAA
Messenger RNA from Brassica rapa (field mustard), 1093 nucleotides. RefSeq lists its product as uncharacterized. The record is from RefSeq and is a predicted model, not a curated record. NCBI's taxonomy places the organism in Eukaryota, Viridiplantae, Streptophyta, Magnoliopsida, Brassicales, Brassicaceae.